AUGUCUAGUUUCGGCAAAGCAACAAGAGGCACUAGUUUAGCAAAGCAAACAUAGCUGCCUGGCCCAGGUAACUACAAUGGCGAUCUUAGAAAGGCGACACCAGCCUAUAGUAUUGGAAGAGGUAUCAGAUCAUCGUCAAAAGCAUUAGAUGCUCCAGGACCAGGUUAAUACCAAACCAUUCAGUCUUCUCAAAAAGGCAUUACAAUGGGAAUGAAGACUAGUUUCGGAGGAGCAAUGGGAAGUUUAGGUAAAAAUGGCCAGAAUCCAGGCCCAGGUCAGUAUCAGUCUAAUUAUGAAUCAAAGGCAGCUGCUUAUACGUUUGGAGUAAAGAAUGGCUCAACCCUAGAUAAUUCAAAGAAUAUUGGAUAGCCAGGACCAGGAUAAUACAACAUUGGAGGAGGCGAUCCUUCCUAGAAACAUAGCCAUAAUAAUAGCAGAGGUCCAGGUUUUGGCACAGAAAAGAGAGGUAUAGGAGGUGUUACUAAGUCUGCAACGGAAAUCCCAGGUCCAGGCUAAUAUAGCUUAGAUCACAAUAAUUUGGGUCCUAAAGUAGGAUUUGGAACUUCAACAAGAGAUAAGGGUGGUAUUAAGAGUGAUUCAAGAUUUGUUCCAGGUCCUGGAUAAUACAGUCAUGAUGACACUUUAGGUAAAAGUGCAGCAAAAGUAUCAAUGAAAUUCAGGCCAAACACUUAAGGAAAUCAAAGAUCUUUAGACAUACCAGGCCCAGGUUAAUAUAACCCAAAUCUCUCAAGUGUGAAGAGUCAAACACCAGGCUCCAAGAUUGGAACAGGACAAAGAAACGGCUUAACUAGCAAGGAUGGAAAUCUUCCAGGACCAGGUCACUUUAGUAUUGGCGAUGAUUGGGGCAAUAAGAAAAAGCAUGCAGGUUUCGGUUCAAGCAACAGAGGUGCACUAAGUAUGUCAAGAGAUGGCCCAGGUCCUGGAAACUACAACCCCACUGAAAGAACGCUAAGCACAGCUCCCUAGUAUACAAUGGGCGGAGGUGGUCAAAGAUCAAAAGCUGGUAGAACUGACUAGCCAGGUCCAGGCCAAUAUAAUCCAAAAGUAGAUUGCGCAAAAGAAAACUUAGGAGGAGUAAAGAUAGGCACAAGCCCAAGAGGCUAAAGGAGAAACAAUGAUGCUUAGCCAGGUCCAGGCAACUACAAUGUAACUGGCAGACUUGGAGGUCCAGCCUAUGGAAUCGGCUCAGGAAGCAGAAGCAACGCCAAAAAGGAGCAAACCCCUGGUCCAGGACAUUAUAAAUUACCAGUAUAUGUUGCUUCUUUGCCCAGAUACCAGAUGCCUGACAAGCCAGAAAAUCUCAGAUAUGUAUGA
Stylonychia lemnae is the source of this 1335-nucleotide messenger RNA. NCBI's taxonomy places the organism in Eukaryota, Ciliophora, Spirotrichea, Sporadotrichida, Oxytrichidae. The record is from the annotation of a GenBank genome assembly.